Molecule: messenger RNA, 6043 nt
Organism: Lepisosteus oculatus (spotted gar)
Lineage: Eukaryota; Metazoa; Chordata; Actinopteri; Semionotiformes; Lepisosteidae
Product: myosin heavy chain, fast skeletal muscle
Biological process (GO): muscle contraction
Cellular component (GO): myosin II complex; cytoplasm; myosin filament
Molecular function (GO): microfilament motor activity; ATP binding; actin filament binding
Source: RefSeq, a predicted model, not a curated record
AGCAGCUCCAAGACACCUCCUCCAGCACUGAGAAGCCUGCCAAGUUCCAACUAGUGUGCUGCGGAGUAUUCAAUAUUCAGCUUCCUGGGGUUGGUGUUAAAAAAGUAAGCCGCCACCAUGAGUACCGACGCGGAGAUGGCUGUAUUUGGCCCAGCCGCCAUUUACCUAAGAAAGCCUGAGAAGGAGAGAAUUGAGGCCCAAAACAAACCUUUUGAUGCCAAAACCGCUUGCUUCGUUGUCGAUGCCAAGGACCUGUACGUCAAAGGUGUUAUCCAGAGCAAGGAAGGGGGCAAAGCCACCGUCAAAAAUGAGGCUGGGCAAACUGUAACAGUGAAGGAAGAUGAAGUGUUCCCCAUGAAUCCUCCCAAGUUCGAUAAAAUUGAGGACAUGGCGAUGAUGACCCACCUGAACGAGCCCUCUGUGCUGUAUAACCUCAAAGAGCGUUACGCAGCCUGGAUGAUUUACACCUACUCUGGGCUGUUUUGUGCGACUGUGAACCCCUACAAGUGGCUCCCAGUGUACAAUGCAGAGGUUGUGGCAGCCUACAGAGGCAAAAAGCGUAUGGAGGCUCCGCCACACAUCUUCUCUGUCUCUGAUAACGCCUAUCAGAACAUGCUCACUGAUCGUGAGAACCAGUCUGUUCUGAUUACUGGAGAAUCCGGUGCUGGAAAGACUGUGAACACGAAACGUGUCAUCCAGUACUUUGCUACAAUUGCAGCAAUUGGGGACAAGAAGAAAGAGGCUCCAGCCGCUGGCAAAAUGCAGGGAACCCUGGAAGAUCAAAUCAUUUCAGCCAACCCUCUGCUGGAGGCUUUUGGAAAUGCCAAGACAGUGAGGAAUGACAACUCCUCUCGCUUUGGUAAAUUCAUCAGAAUUCACUUUGGAACUUCAGGAAAACUGUCUUCCGCUGAUAUUGAGACUUAUUUGCUGGAGAAGUCCAGAGUAACAUUCCAGUUGUCAGAUGAAAGGAGCUACCAUAUCUUUUACCAGAUCAUGACCAACCACAAACCAGAGCUUAUUGAAAUGCUCCUUAUCACCACCAACCCCUACGACUUCCCCAUGAUCAGCCAGGGUCAGAUCACUGUGGCCAGCAUUGAUGACAAGGAGGAGCUGGUUGCCACAGAUACAGCCAUUGAUGUCCUGGGCUUCACUCCUGAGGAGAAAGCUGGCAUCUACAAGCUGACUGGUGCUGUGAUGCACUAUGGUAACAUGAAGUUCAAGCAGAAGCAACGUGAGGAGCAGGCUGAGCCUGAUGGCACUGAGGUGGCUGACAAGGUGGCUUACCUUUUGGGCUUGAACUCAGCUGACCUGCUCAAAGCCCUCUGCUAUCCCAGAGUGAAAGUCGGGAAUGAAUUUGUCACCAAGGGGCAGACUGUUCCACAGGUCAACAAUUCAGUUGGUGCUCUGGCUAAGUCUGUGUAUGAGAAGAUGUUCUUGUGGAUGGUUAUCCGCAUUAACCAGAUGUUGGACACUAAGCAGCCAAGACAGUUCUUCAUUGGUGUCCUGGAUAUUGCAGGAUUUGAGAUCUUUGACUUUAACAGCUUGGAACAGCUGUGCAUCAACUUCACCAAUGAGAAGCUGCAACAGUUCUUCAACCACCACAUGUUUGUACUGGAACAAGAAGAGUACAAGAAAGAGGGAAUUGACUGGGAGUUCAUUGACUUCGGCAUGGACUUGGCUGCCUGCAUUGAGCUCAUUGAGAAGCCAAUGGGCAUCUUCUCCAUCCUUGAAGAGGAGUGCAUGUUCCCCAAGGCCUCAGACACCUCCUUCAAGAACAAGCUCUACGACCAGCAUCUUGGCAAGACCAACUGCUUCCAGAAGCCCAAGCCUGCCAAAGGCAAGGCUGAGGCCCACUUCUCCCUGGUGCACUACGCAGGCACAGUGGACUACAACGUCAGUGGCUGGCUGGACAAGAACAAGGACCCCCUGAAUGAGUCUGUUGUGCAGCUGUACCAGAAAUCCUCCGUCAAACUGCUGGCUUUGCUCUAUGCCAGCUUUUCCUCUGCAGAAGAGUCUGGUGGAAAGAAGGGAGGCAAGAAGAAGGGUGGUUCUUUCCAGACAGUGUCUGCUCUCUUCAGGGAGAACUUGGGCAAGCUGAUGACCAACUUAAGAAGCACCCAUCCUCACUUUGUGCGUUGCCUGAUUCCAAAUGAAUCUAAGACACCAGGUCUUAUGGAGAACUUCCUGGUUAUCCAUCAGCUGAGGUGUAACGGUGUGCUGGAAGGUAUCAGAAUUUGCAGAAAGGGAUUCCCAAGCAGAAUCCUGUAUGGAGACUUCAAGCAAAGAUACAAAGUAUUGAAUGCCAGUGCAAUCCCAGAGGGGCAAUUCAUUGACAGCAAGAAAGCCUGUGAAAAGCUCUUAGGAUCAAUUGACAUCGACCAUACCCAAUAUAAAUUUGGGCAUACCAAGGUAUUCUUCAAAGCCGGUCUGCUGGGUACCCUUGAGGAGAUGAGAGAUGAAAAACUGGCUACCCUCAUCACUUGUACUCAGGCUCUCUGCCGUGGCUACCUCAUGAGAAAAGAAUUUGUGAAGAUGAUGGAAAGGAGAGAGUCCAUUUACAGCAUCCAAUACAACAUCCGCUCAUUCAUGAAUGUGAAACACUGGCCAUGGAUGAAGCUGUACUUCAAGAUCAAGCCUCUUCUGAAGAGUGCAGAGGCUGAGAAGGAGAUGGCCAACAUGAAGGAAGAGUUUGCCAAGUGCAAGGAAGACCUGGCAAAGGCAGAAGCCAAGAAAAAGGAGCUUGAGGAGAAAAUGGUUUCUCUGAUGCAGGAGAAGAAUGACCUGCAGUUACAAGUGCAGUCUGAAUCUGAAAGUCUCUCUGAUGCUGAAGAAAGGUGUGAAGGACUCAUCAAAAAUAAAAUACAACUUGAGGCCAAAGUGAAAGAGAUAUCGGAGAGACUGGAGGAUGAAGAGGAAAUGAAUGCUGAACUGACAGCCAAGAAGAGGAAACUGGAGGAUGAGUGCUCUGAGCUCAAGAAAGACAUUGAUGACUUAGAACUCACCUUGGCCAAAGUGGAGAAGGAGAAACAUGCCACAGAAAAUAAGGUUAAAAACCUGACAGAAGAGAUGGCCAGUCAGGAUGAAAGCGUUGCUAAGCUAACCAAGGAGAAGAAAGCUCUCCAAGAGGCUCAUCAACAGACCCUUGAUGAUCUGCAAGCAGAGGAAGACAAAGUCAACACUCUGUCUAAAGCCAAGACAAAGCUUGAACAGCAAGUGGAUGAUCUUGAAGGUUCCCUGGAACAAGAAAAGAAACUCCGGAUGGACCUGGAGAGAGCCAAGAGGAAGCUGGAGGGUGAUCUGAAACUCUCUCAAGAAACUGUCAUGGAUCUGGAGAAUGACAAGCAGCAAUCAGAGGAGAAGAUCAAGAAGAAGGACUUUGAAAUAAGCCAGUUCCUCAGCAAGAUUGAGGAUGAACAAGCUCUGGGUGCCCAACUGCAGAAGAAGAUUAAGGAGCUCCAGGCUCGUAUUGAAGAGCUUGAAGAGGAAAUUGAGGCUGAACGUGCUGCUCGGGCCAAGGUUGAGAAGCAGAGGUCUGAUCUCUCCAGGGAACUUGAGGAGAUCAGUGAAAGACUUGAAGAAGCUGGAGGAGCAACUUCUGCCCAGAUUGAGAUGAACAAGAAACGUGAAGCUGAGUUCCAGAAGCUCCGCCGUGACCUUGAAGAGGCCACUCUGCAGCAUGAAGCCACAGCGGCAGCUCUCCGCAAGAAGCAGGCUGACAGUGUGGCAGAAUUAGGGGAGCAGAUUGACAACCUGCAGAGAGUCAAACAGAAGCUGGAGAAGGAGAAGAGCGAGUACAAAAUGGAAAUUGAUGACCUCUCCAGCAACAUGGAGUCUGUUGCUAAGGCUAAGGCUAAUCUGGAGAAGAUGUGCCGUACUCUUGAGGACCAACUCAGUGAAUUGAAGAGCAAGACUGAUGAGAACCUGCGCCAAAUUAAUGACCUCUCUGCUCAGAAGGCACGUCUGCAGACUGAGAAUGGUGAAUUUGGUCGCCAGCUGGAAGAGAAAGAGUCUUUGAUCUCCCAGCUCACAAGAGGCAAGCAGGCUUUCACUCAGCAAAUCGAAGAGCUGAAGAGGCAGUUGGAGGAAGAAAUUAAAGCCAAGAACGCCCUGGCUCAUGGUCUCCAGUCCGCCCGCCAUGACUGCGACCUGCUCCGGGAGCAAUUUGAGGAGGAGCAGGAGGCCAAGGCUGAGCUGCAGCGCUCAAUGUCCAAGGCCAACAGUGAAGUGGCUCAGUGGAGGACAAAAUACGAGACUGAUGCCAUCCAGCGCACUGAGGAGCUUGAGGAGGCCAAGAAAAAGCUUGCCCAGCGGCUCCAAGAUGCUGAGGAACAAAUUGAGGCUGUGAACUCCAAGUGUGGCUCUCUGGAAAAGACCAAGCAGAGACUUCAGGGUGAAGUGGAGGACCUCAUGAUUGAUGUGGAGAGAGCAAAUGCUCAGGCUGCUAACCUUGACAAGAAGCAGAGAAACUUUGACAAGGUACUGGCAGAAUGGAAGCAGAAGUUUGAGGAAGGCCAGGCUGAGCUGGAAGCUGCACAGAAAGAGGCUCGCUCUCUCAGCACUGAGGUCUUCAAGAUGAAGAACUCCUAUGAAGAGGCUCUGGACCAUCUUGAGACCCUCAAACGAGAAAACAAGAACUUGCAGCAGGAGAUCUCAGACCUCACUGAACAGAUUGGUGAGAGUGGGAAGAGCAUUCAUGAGCUGGAGAAGGCAAAGAAACAGGUGGAGACAGAGAAGACUGAAAUUCAAACUGCACUGGAGGAAGCAGAGGCCUCCCUGGAACAUGAGGAGUCCAAGAUCCUUCGUGUCCAGUUGGAACUGAGCCAAAUUAAGUCUGAAGUGGACAGAAAGAUUGCUGAGAAGGACGAGGAAAUUGAUCAACUAAAGAGAAAUAACCAGAGAAUUGUGGACACCAUGCAGAGCACUCUUGAUUCAGAGGUUAGGAGCAGAAAUGAUGCCUUGAGAAUUAAGAAGAAGAUGGAGGGAGAUCUCAAUGAGAUGGAAAUUCAGCUGAGCCACGCCAACCGCCAGGCUGCUGAAGCCCAGAAACAACUGAGGAAUGUCCAAGGACAACUCAAGGAUGCCCAGCUGCACCUGGAUGAUGCCAUUAGAGGACACGAGGACAUGAAGGAACAGGUUGCCAUUGUAGAACGCAGGAGCAACCUGAUGCAGGCUGAGCUGGAGGAAAUGAGGGCUGCCCUGGAACAGACUGAGAGAGGCCGCAAAGUGGCAGAGCAGGAACUGGUUGAUGCCAGUGAGCGUGUCCAACUCCUGCACUCCCAGAACACCAGCUUGAUCAACACCAAGAAGAAGCUGGAGAGUGAUAUCGCUCAGCUGCAAAGUGAAGUUGAUGACACCAUCCAGGAAGCGAGAAAUGCUGAAGAGAAGGCCAAGAAAGCUAUCACCGAUGCUGCUAUGAUGGCAGAGGAGCUGAAGAAGGAGCAGGACACCAGCGCUCACCUGGAGAGAAUGAAGAAGAACCUGGAGGUCACAGUGAAGGACCUGCAGCACCGUCUGGAUGAGGCUGAGCAGCUAGCAAUGAAGGGUGGGAAGAAACAGCUCCAGAAGUUGGAAACCAGGGUCCGCGAUCUGGAGAAUGAGCUGGAGGCAGAACAAAGACGUGGAGUCGAAGCCAUUAAAGGUGUCCGCAAAUAUGAGAGACGAGUAAAGGAGCUCACUUACCAGGCUGAGGAGGACAAGAAGAAUGUGAACAGACUCCAGGAUCUGGUGGACAAACUUCAACUGAAAGUGAAGGCUUACAAGAGGCAGGCUGAGGAAGCUGAGGAACAGGCUAAUUCUCACCUUGCCAAGUUCAGGAAGGUGCAGCAUGAACUGGAAGAAUCUGAGGAGCGUGCUGACAUCGCUGAAUCUCAGGUCAACAAGCUGAGAGCCAAGAGCCGUGAUAUGGGCUCUAAGGGCAAAGAUUCCGAGGAGUAGAACCUUCACAGCGAUUUCUUCCUCGUCUGAAACUCAUAAAAUAUGAAUUUCAGUUUGUAACAACUCUUUUGUGUCUGUUUUUGUGAAUAAAUAUGCAGAUUAUCUAGUA